UCCUCCGACCAUGACAGGCUCAUGUUACAUAUCAUGACGUCCUAUUUUUCGUUUACGUUUACAUUCAUUGUGAAUAAAUACCAAGCGAUUUAUAUCAUUUAGUUAGCUUGAUUAUUCUUGAAAGAAAAACAUAUUAUUGUGAGGCUUUUCACCUGGGCAAAAACAGGCAAAGUCAGUGAAACCACGCCAUAUAAAUUGGUGUGUAAACUGCACGACAAAAUUCCUAAUCUUACACAUAGCAAAGAGAGAUGGGGACUUUUUCGCGCACAUUUCUGAUCAUCACCACACUCUUCAUCAAGGACGUUAGCUGUGAGAAUCUCGAAUGUCCACCUGUACAAGAUAUUGGUCCCUCGCAGUGCGUAAAUGAAUGUUCGCCUACAAAGCCCUGCACAUCGCCUUUAUUAUGCUGUCCAGGAAGCUGCCGAAAACAGGAUUCGCAGAACCAGGAUGUUAAUAUAACGUACACGAGAUGCUUACCUCGAGACCUAUGUCGUGAUGGUGUUUGUAAGAAUGGUGCUACUUGUUUAUUAGACUCUACAAAACCUGAAGGUUACAGGUGUGACUGCGUAGUUGGAUAUGAUGGAGCACAAUGUGAACAUAAUAUAGAUGAUUGUCGCCCCGAUCCAUGCUUAAAUGGGGGAAAAUGUGAGGAUUUGGUGAACAACUAUACAUGUUGCUGCCCCUAUGGAUUUACUGGCAAAAAUUGUGAUACUGAAAUACUCCCUGUAUGCCAGCAGAAGAUGCCGCCACCAGAACGUUCACCUUGUUUUGAGAAAAAAUGUGAAAAAUAUGAAGAUGCGAGAUGUGUGCCGAUGUUUAAAUUCAUAAGGACAGUAGGAGGGGAAGAAGAGGAUGUUACCGAAGAUUGUGAACGUCAAGAACAUAGAGGACGCAAAAAGUUUACAAAUUUGUGAUGACAGUCAAUGUUUGUGAAGUCACUACCGUAAUAAAAUAUAAAUACUUUUAA
Mercenaria mercenaria is the source of this 967-nucleotide messenger RNA. RefSeq names its product protein jagged-1-like. Gene Ontology annotation, biological process: heterophilic cell-cell adhesion; establishment or maintenance of epithelial cell apical/basal polarity. NCBI's taxonomy places the organism in Eukaryota, Metazoa, Mollusca, Bivalvia, Venerida, Veneridae. The transcript has 7 exons. The coding region runs from base 249 to 914 and encodes 221 amino acids. The record is from RefSeq and is a predicted model, not a curated record. Gene Ontology annotation, molecular function: calcium ion binding. Gene Ontology annotation, cellular component: plasma membrane; protein-containing complex.